CCCCGGCCAACGUCUGCAGCGGGCCGGAGGUGCAGAGGGCAUGGCGACGGGGCCCGGCGCCGCAGGGCCUGAGGACGCGGUCCCCGACAUGGCCCCGGACGAGCCAGGCGAAGAGGCUGUCGCCGCGUCCCGGGUGCGGACGGUGGUGGCCUCCCUGCGCCCCGGGAAGGGGCCAAUGGCGCGCCUCCUGCGACGGCUCCGGCAGCGGCAGCCGUACGGAGCGGAGGAGGCCGAGGCCUGGCCGCGGGUGGAGGAGGCGGUGCCCGGGGCGCAGGAAGUGGGCAUGGGGCGGGGCCGGGAGGCAGAGGCGCAGCCCCUGCCCGCCGUGUGCGCGUCACCCCUGAGGAGCUUGUGGCGCGCGGAGAGGGCGGCGCUGUACUGCGACCAGGUGCUGCGGGGCGCCAAGGCAGAAGAUGCUGAUGAGGCUAUGAGUAAAUACCUAUUAGAAAAAUUAAAAUUGAGAGACAAAUGGCUUGGAGUCUGGAAGACUAAUCCUGAGCUAUUCUUUGUGAAGUAUGAAGAAGCUUCUAUCCCUUUUGUUGGUAUACUGGUUGAGGUAACUUGUAAACCACACCAGAACUCAUCAACUUGUUUUGAAGUUACUGUUUCUGUUGCUGAGCCUUUUUCUUCUAACAUUGCAAACAUUCCAAGGGAUUUGGUUGAUGGGAUUUUGGAGGAACUGGAGCACAAUGUACCUCUCUUGGAAGUGUAUCCCAUUGAAGGACGAGAUGCAGAUAUAUGGGAUAUUGCUCUGGCCUUAGAAGUUGUAAGGUUUUUUUACGAUUUCCUUUGGAGAGAUUGGGAUUAUGAAGAAAAUUGUGAGGAUUAUUCUGCUCUUAUUGAAGAAAGAAUUAAUCUGUGGUGUGAUAUACAGGAUGGAACAAUACCUGCUCCUAUUGCACAGCGUUUUAAAAAAACUUUGGAGAAAUAUAAAAAGAAGCAUGUCGAGCUCAUUGAGUAUCAGAACAAUAUUAAAGAAGAUCCAUCUGCAGCAGAGGCUGUUGAAUGCUGGAAAAAAUACUAUGAAAUAGUAAUGCUCUGUGGAUUAUUGAAAAUGUGGGAAGAUUUACGUCUUCGAGUUCAUGGACCUUUUUUUCCAAGAAUUCUGCGACGUAGGAAAGGAAAAAGAGACUUUGGAGAAACUGUAACACAUAUUGUAGCAAAAGUGAUGACCACUGAAAUGGUAAAGGAUUUGUCUUCAGGCACACUUCUUCAGCAGCAUGAUGAUUUGGAUUUGGCUUUGGAUAGUUGUUACAGUGGAGAUACAGUAGUUAUUUUUCCAGGAGAAUAUCAAUCUGCAAAUCUUGCUUUACUGACUGAUGACAUCAUUAUAAAGGGAGUUGGAAAGAGAGAGGAAAUUAUGAUUACUUCUGAACCUUCUCAUGACAGUUUUGUGGUAUCCAAAGCUGACAAAGUGAAACUAAUGAAUCUAUCUUUGAUACAACAAGGGACAGUUGAUGGUAUUGUAGUGGUAGAGUCUGGUCACAUGACUCUAGAAAACUGUGUAUUAAAAUGUGAAGGAACAGGAGUAUGUGUACUUACAGGGGCUACUUUGACAAUUACAGACAGUGAAAUAACUGGCGCCCAGGGUGCUGGUGUUGAACUGUAUCCUGGGAGUAUAGCCAUUUUAGAAAGGAAUGAAAUUCAUCACUGUAAUAACCUCAGAACCAGUGACAGUUCAAAAAGCAGCUUGGGUGGAGUUAAUAUCAAGGCUCUUCCAGCACCGAAAUUGAAGAUGACUAAUAACCACAUUUACAGCAACAAUGGCUAUGGAGUAAGCAUUCUUCAACCAACUGAACAGUUUUUUAUUGUAGCAGAAGAAGCUCUCAACGAAGGGGCUGCUUCAGGAGAUAAGAUAGAUGAUAAAAUGAUCUGCAAAAUAAUGCAAAACCUGAAUCUGGAAAUGAAUAAUAAUAAAAUAGAAGGAAAUUUAAAGGGGGAUAUCAGAAUAGGCACUAGUUAAAGCAUCUGGAUAAAUGUUAAAGUUUUAUACUUCAGAAAUUUAAUAAAUAAUUCUUAUAUCCCACAGAUAUGGUAAUUUUAAU
Messenger RNA from Heterocephalus glaber (naked mole-rat), 2045 nucleotides. RefSeq names its product SHC binding and spindle associated 1 like (gene Shcbp1l). Gene Ontology annotation, cellular component: meiotic spindle. Lineage: Eukaryota; Metazoa; Chordata; Mammalia; Rodentia; Bathyergidae. The record is from RefSeq and is a predicted model, not a curated record. Gene Ontology annotation, biological process: male meiosis cytokinesis; spermatogenesis.